AUGGCCACAAGUAGCAAGACAACAACAUCUACUACUAAUACUAGCUGCAGCAAUCCAAUUAUCAUUGGCACCACAACACCAUCAUCAUCAUCAUCUUCAACAGUAUCAUUAUCAUCGCUGGUGUCAACAUCAUAUGCAUCUCUGAAAAAAAAUGACGACUUGGAUGAUAUAGAUUACUACUAUCUCACAGAUACAAUUAAAACGGCAACAAAUUCAAAUGCAUCAUCGGCCCCUAAAGACAAUAAAUACAGCAAGUUAAGUGGUACUUCUAGAUAUUUAACUCAACCAACUGAUCCAUUGAGAAUGAAGAGUGAGAAUGAAGGAAAAAUUGAAGAUGAUAACGACGUUGCUAGUGAAGCUAGUCGUCUGCCUCAGUCCAUGUCCUACACAAGCAAUUUGAAAUCCAUGACAAAUAUUGAUAGUGGGAGCAAAUUCGGGAGUGCAAAGCAUUUUGAGAGCAGCAAUAGGGAUGUACCGAGUUACGGUUCGACAACUUUCAAUUCAGUUACCAGACGCUCCGUUUCGAAACCACCGCCAACUGCACUUGAGUCUGCAAAAAAUCAACAAUCUUCGUUAUUAGCGGCUGCCCGCUCUGCACCUCCUUCCGAACUCGCGUCGCCUGUUAUUUCGAGAGUCCCAAGAAAAAGUUCUGCCAAAGAUCAUGAAAAAGAUGCAAAACAGGCGCCACUUGAUGCGGAUGUGAGUAAAACCGCUACGAACGUCCCUAAUGUAAGUUCGGGGAGCUCAGCGAAGGAAGAUAUGUUUUCAAUAUUUUCCGGCUUGAAAGAUCGUCUCGCUAGAGUAUCGGCGGAGUCGAGAGAGAUUCUCGAUCGAAGAGUUUUCAAAUCCGGAUCAAUGGACGGACAGAAGCUGGUUGCAUCCGUGUUAGUGGAUAGUGCGAGCGAAGGGGAGAAAUUGAAUGAAUGCAACGAAUGUGAAGUCGGCCCCGGGGGGGUUGACGGGCAGUUGGUGGUGAAAGAUGCGGAUGAUGGGUGCCCUGAAAAUGGAGAGAGAGAUGACGGUGAGGGGAAGGUAAAAACUUCAAAAAUGUCAAAGAAAAAUAGUAGAGAAGGUGAAAAUAAUGAGGGUAGCUCUAGAAAUGAUGACGAUGGUGAUGACAACGAUGAUGACGUAGGUACUGACGGAAAAAGCAAGGAAGCAACAACAACAUCUACUGCAACAACAUCUUCAUCGGCUAAUAAGUCGUCUUUGUCAACAACGACAUCAAUGAAAAUGAAGCAAGCAAAAGAAACAGAAAUGAAGGUGUUCAAAAGUUCAGCAGCAUCUUUAACACAAUCUUUGGGAAAUGACGAUCAAAGAUUGAAAUCUCACACACAGAAAAUUCGCGAAAGCAGCUCUAACAACAAUUCAUUCGAUAUAAGUCGUCUCAUGAAACUUGUUCAAGACUCUGACUAUCCUUCAAAAAAAUGCACGUUCUCGAGAAAGUGGAGCGGCGACGACAGCAGCCACAACAUUGAGGACGACGACGAUGAAGUUGGCGCCGCAUCAUCUGCGAGCGAUCUAAUAACACCAGAGGCCGCUGUUGAGGCUUUCAAUCUGACGCAUCUGCACAACUCUACAACGGCACCCGACCUCAAAUCGAAACGAUUCACAUCUCAGCUCUUCAAAAAGUCCGACACUCAGAAAAAAAACAUCAGUAAAAGUUUGGCAGAGUCCGAUUCCGCCGGAGGGAUUAGUAAGUAUGACAGUUUGGUGAAUUCUGACGUGACGUUCAGCGGCCAGAGGAUGAUGAAUCCAUUUGCAGGGGACAGGAAGGAAAGCAGCAGCAGCAGCAGUUCGAAGCCAUCUUCAUCAAUCUCACUGACGUUUUCCUCUCUCCUCUCCAGGCAGAAAUCAUUACCUAAGUUAACGUACGGCGGGUCUGCCGGAAGUGCCGUCGAUCCCGCAGCCAAUCAGCAGAUGGUUGAUUUGCAAGAUGAAAGUUUAAAAGCGAAUUUAAAUAAGAGGUCAGAUAGCAAGAAUAAUUUGCAUAAUUUGGACAGCGAUCUUGAAUAUUUCAACCUGCACGACAAUAAGUUGGAUGGCGCGGACGAGGACGACCCCAACAGGCCAUUGGACGUCAGGGACGCGAACGACUGCAACAGCUACCUGGACGAGGACCUCGCCAACACGUCAAACAACAACAAAACGACGCCAGCGGAUGAAAGUGAGCGCAGUUCACCUGCGGCAAAAUCUUCUAAGAAAGUUAGACAGGUCACCUUCACGAGUUCGGUUUUGAAAUUUCAAAAAUUCAGAAGUAAUUUACUGACGAAAAUUCUCUUCUACGUUUUACUGGUCAUGACUCUGUUGAUUGUGCCACUAUCUCCCUAUAUUUUUGGCUUUCUUGUUGGUGUCCUGGGUACGAUUGUCUUCGGUUGGAUCUUUACUGUCUUGGAUGCUGUCAACAGUCUGUUCUUCCAUGAAGAGGAUCGUUACAGAGAGGCACUGAACAUAUGUGAAGAUAGAGAGAUCUAUUACAGGUUCGGCGAUCAGUGGACUCCUGACAUCAAGCUUUCCAAAAACUCUGAUGACUGUUUCAAAGGCUGGCUAAACGAGCUGCCGACUUCAGCAUCGGCAGUGGCGUCGACAGCUGCCUCAUCAGCGAUUCUAGCGGCUGCGCCACCACCGCAACAAAUACAACAACAAUUUGCAUCGUCACGUCGUAACUCAGUAAUCUCCAUCGACGACACGGACGUCAUAUUGCCAGUUGCCUACAGUCCAGAAACUUACCACAUCAGUUCGACGGUUUCUGUUUUUGCGACGCUAGAAGGUUCUAAUUUGCGCCUUCAAACUCCGAAGCAAGGAAUUCCAAAGAGGGCCUUGUGGAGUGAUGAUGCCUAUGCCAACGUCACCUUUGUCAGGCAGAGACAUUUCAACCUUCUCAAUAGCAAGGUAAUUCUCCUACCAAUAAACAUCGUCUCAAAGAGAAUGUGGAGUAAGAAGUAUCCAAUAGCCAUUGAGUUAGCUUCGCAGCAACAACAGCAAUCUCAAGGUAGUGCAGCUGCUAGCAACGUUACUGCCAAUAGCGUAGCUGCUGCAACUAACUCAGCUGCUACCAGCUCUUUUGUCGCAGCCGGAAAGAAGACUAAUUUUACUGCAGCUUCUCAACUGAUUAGACGAAAUCGCAAGCCAGACAAAAAGUCAACAACAGCAGCAACCACACUUACUGCUACUACUGCUACCGCUACUACUGCAACAGCAAAUACUAGCAUCGCAAACACUAAUGCUGACACUGAAAUGAUAGUUAUGGCUAGCUCCUCACAGAAACCUGCGAUUGGCCAAUCAGCGGCUUUGUCUCAGUCGGUUGUCUUGCCUUCCAACCAAUCAAAAGAGAACAUGAAAAAAGUCAUCUACUUAUUUGCUAGGACCAGCAGAGACAAG
This is a messenger RNA of Helobdella robusta, 3381 nucleotides long. RefSeq lists its product as hypothetical. Gene Ontology annotation, cellular component: endoplasmic reticulum. The annotation marks the transcript as partial. Gene Ontology annotation, molecular function: lipid binding. The record is from RefSeq and is a predicted model, not a curated record. NCBI's taxonomy places the organism in Eukaryota, Metazoa, Annelida, Clitellata, Rhynchobdellida, Glossiphoniidae. The transcript is spliced from 6 exons.